CAGAUUCUGCGAUUCAAACAGAUCUAUAAAUGGUUGUAGAACACAAUAGACGAAAAUGAAUACACUGUUGAGAUAAAUUGAAAAAAUUAUCCAGUCUUACAAGGAAUUCCACUAAGUGAUCCCAGAAUCAGUUGUACAACUCCUGGCACAAGCGAACAAAAUACAAACUGUGUCCCAGUAGACGAAUGAUAAUAUUAAGCCAUCCAAAUAUUGCACAGAAAAUUCUAACCAAGUUCUUUAAUUUUAACCACCGCAGGAAAGUGUUCUAAGCAAUAGUUUCUUCUUAUAUGGACAUUAAUUACCGAUUGCAAUAACCAAUCACAGCAAAUGGUUCAUAUUUUUUCUGUUUUUAUUUAAAAAACUAACUGGAUGAGAAGUGGAGACUUCAUUUUGACAAUAUAUUGAAUGUGCACCAACAAUAAUGGACACGAACAGGAACCACAUAUCUGCUAUGAAGUUGUUUUAAUGGGCGCUACCAUGAAACUUCCUUCAUAAGAGGAACACUCGUUUCUUGCUGAUGUAAACAGUUGUGGCAAUGAUAGCAUGAAGUGUCAACGUAGUCCAGGUAGAGAAAAAUGAUUUCGGCAAUGAAUUAUAACAAAAAGAAUUUUGAUUAAACGCUUAAAAUAUGCAGAUUUAAUUUCCCUGAAAUUGGCUUUGGAUGUCUGAAUGAUUUACAGAUAACACAUAUCUAUGGCCGAGUUCAAAAGGAUUAUAUGCUUCAUUUUUCUUCUAAUUACGCGAGUGGCGCUGGCGUCUUUAAGGCGCGAUUUGCGAAUUUUGGCUCGAAUUCUUCCCGGAGAGUAUAGCAACCUAAAACAGUACCACAAUGACGCUUAUUUGUCAAAUGCUGUGCCCACGCGAGAACGACAUAUCUUCUUUUGGUCACGCUAUACACCGAUUAAACUGCCAUCUUUGGACGAGGAUACCACAAACUUUUAUGUGGAACAUUUUAUGGACAAAUCAAUUAAACCAUCUCAGCAAAAGAUAUACAGUUUCCUUCUUGAUCCAGUUCAAAAUUCUGUCCGAAUGGAAGUUUAUAAAUUGGAAGGGAUUGGUGACAUCCGUAAUUCACGUGCGGCAAGAUUUCAGUUGCACAACAUGACCAGCGCGGAACUCUAUUCCAACAGAGAAUGUGACAUGUUUUGGAGACGAUUAGGAAUGCGAACUUUUGCGGCUGCUACUGGACCACAGUGUGUUGCAAAUAUGAAAGGAGAAAAGGAUAACGUUCUCAAUCUUGUUGGACGCCAGGUUCGAAUUCUUGUCUCAAUUGUACUGACCCCAACAUACAUCAAUGCUCAGGAAGGAUGGUAUCGUGUGUCAGACGGCAGUAAAAUCACGGCGAUCGGAGUACCUUACAAACUAAUGAAGAUAAAGAAGAUAAAACAAAAACUGCUCGCUCCGACACCUCGUGUCACGUCAUCGAGAGGCAGGAGGUCGAGAUUACAUUUUGGCAGAUCGCGAAAAUUUCAGAAAGAUUCACCGAAGUUAUCUAAUCUGUAUAUAGGACCCUGGGAGUUACGUGAUUUGGUUAGUCUGGCAGGAGCUUUGAUGUCCGGCCAUAGUGUAAGGUAUACGGUGAACCUGACCAAUUGUUUCCUGGUUUCUGGUACUACGAUGGACCGUCUAUCAUUCGGAGAUUACGUUGAUACAUUUGAAAUCUUUCAAGACGGUAAAAAGAAAGAGAUCACACGGCUGGAAUUUUCUCACCACAAACUAAUUCACAGUGAAACGGGAUUCGUUUCCAUAAUAAAAGAGGUCGUCGUCUACAGCAACUCUUCCGUUUAUGUCACCGUCACCUACCUGCAGCCUCCCCAAAGCCACAUCCGCAAACAAGGAAAAUGGUUUUGUCAGCUCUAUGACGUCAUCCAAAGGGAUGGCAAUUUAAAAUUCAUCACCGAACCUCACAAAGAUGUCAUACCAAUCAAAAGGUUUACGUCGCUGCUAUCACUGUUGAGGAAAGGUCGUCUUGUACGUAUGUCUGUUGAUUAUACAACCUGCGCUGGAGCCCGAACAAAAGCUAUCUCUGGCGGUGAAAUCACAGAUUACGAUGUUAUGGAAUCUGAAAAAAUGAUAGAAGUAUCCAUGAGUCGACGUUUGACAUAUUUCAGAAACUAUCCAAGAUAUGUGUUGAAUUUUGUUACUUUUAUCUUCAAUAAUGACGGUCAGGUGUUUGUUAAAGCCACUACGAUGGAUGCCAGUACUUAUACACCCUAUACAGCAAGUAAAAUGUAUUGUAAUUUCGGUGACGCCGAUCAAGCUGGAUCUGUAAAACUGUUUUAUCAAUAGAAAUGAACCUUGGUCGCUCGUUCCAUAAAACAGAAUAUAUUCGUGUACAGCUAUCUUGUCGCUGAUAUUUGAGGAUAUUGCUGGUGGUAAUAAUGUGAUGUGUACCUGUUUAUAAUCAAAAUUUUGUACGACAAUAUUACCCAGCAACUUCGGGAAUUUUUUUCAAAUUUCUUAUGGAAAUGGUAAAGAAUAUCAUAUGUAAUCUGAGUGUUGUGAAAAUAAUUAGUAAUCAAUUUUAAUCGAAAAUGUCAUCAUCAGACAUGAUAUUUCAAUUAAUUCAAAAGAAAACACACUUUUGAAUGGAUGCACGAAAACUGUAUAGAAAAUCAUUGUCAAGCACAUUUCCAAAGUUUCUCAUUUAAAGAAAAAAAUUCAUUUUGACAGUAUCGUCGAAUACUUUUGAAAACUACGAAACCAAUUUUAUAAAUUAUUUAACAUUAUACUUGCUGCUGCUGCUGUUAUUGUUGUUUACUACAACCAAACUUGCUUUCACUGUUCACUCCAUUAAAUCACUGUAGUAAAAUUGUUGAAAAAUCAUGGAUUUCUAUCCAUGGAACACAACACAGCAACAUCAAUUUAACUUAUUUUACACUUUUACUCAUUUGACAUUAUUUAGCAUCCUUUAUAUUCUUGUUUUUCACACACACACACACACACUUCAUAUAUAUUUACAUUGGUAUAUAUAUGUAUAUAUAUAUAUAUGUUUGUGUGUGUGUAUGUAUUAUGUUUAUAUACCCUGUAAUUAUCAUUUCUUUUAAAACAAUAAUGAGGACAAUUCCUGUUAAUAUUUAUUGAAACUGUGUAAUCAUUUUACUAUUACUCAUUAUUAGAAGGCGGGGGGGGGAUGGUGGAGCUGGCAGAGUCGUUAGCACGCCGGACGAAAUGCUUAGCAGUAUUUCGCCCGUUGCUACGUUCUUUGUCAUAUUAUUAUCAUAAUCAUCAUCAUUAUUAUCAUCAUUGUUAUCAUUAUUAUUAUGGUUGAUGCAUGGCAGGAGGGCGAUGAAUAACAACUGGUAGAGCGACGAACAAAAAACGUUUUAAGUUCAAAACCUGCCAGGACAACUUUACCUUACGUUGUUCUGAUGUUGGGGAAGCACCGUGCUCGCUCGAUUAAAUUGACUUUAAUUCUCUUUGCGUUGCCUUUUGUCCCUCUUAGAAAUCAUUAUUAUUAUUAUUAAAUCGAGGCUAGUAAAUGGCACAGUCGGUAUUAUGUCGGACAAAAAAGCAUUACAAGAUUCAAUUAUGUCUCGUUACGUUUUGAGUUCAAAUCGCCGCCAUCAAAAUCUCAUCUUGAAUCUACGUAAGAAAUUAUCAUUAAUUUUCUAUAUUGCAAUAGUUGAUAUUAUACGACUGAAGUUAAUUGUUACUAUAACUGUUGUCUUGUUAUAUUUUGUUAUUGCUUUCAAUAUUUUAUCAUUUGUUUUUCUUGGCAAAAAAUCAGACUGAAUUCAAUGCACUGUUUAACACUCGUUGGUUAUCAUUUGACCUAAUUGAGAGAAUCGUGCAAGUGUCGGAUACCAAACCUUAUAGUAUUUGUUACGACUCCCUGCACUUUCAGUUCAAAUCAGGCCAAGGUCAACGUUCUCUUUAAUCUUUUCGGAGUCGAUAAAGUACCAAGUACCAGUCCAAUACUAGGGUAGAUUCCUCCUCCCUCUCACUGUAUGGGUUGUAAUUUAGAAGGCCAGUCUUGUCACAUUGUACCACAAUUCUUUGGCCUGAGAGUUGUGUUAAGGAUACACAAGUCUGUGGAAUAUGCAGCUACCUACUCAUUAACUUUACGAAUAGGAAUUCAGUUUGUCGAACAACUGAAUACUCAUCUUUAGAUCGACAGAGAAUCCAUUAGAUGUCUAUAGUGGGGUUUAUAAUGUUGCAAGUAUUCUGGCCAUUUAUACAGUCAGAGGGAAAUCCCCUCCUAAGACUACCGAAGAUCUGAAAAAGGUUUUGAGCGCAGCUCGUCUGACAAAAUCAUAUUUUAAAAAAUUAAACAGAUGAAAACUUUUUAUAACGAAUUCCGUAUUUCUGCUGGACAUUCAGGCUUCUUUUCCCUUGUCCCUAUUCUGCAACUGUGAAAUCUAGAGUGUAGGGUUUAAUUCUUUGGUAGUUACAGAAAAAAAAUUAUUUAUUCCAAGACGUUUUUCCAUUUGAGAAAUAGGACAUCAUCUUACGAAGGUGUAAAUUAAAGUGGGUAUGGCGUCCGUAGUCACGACUUUCUAUAGACACUUCUUUCAUCAUUGUUACAUGUGUAGUCUACAUUAUCUGAACAGCACACACAUCUACAAUGGCCAACAAGGAGCUGAGCCUCGUCAGAAGCAUUUGACUUGCAUGAAAUAACAACCAUGUCUCUCUGAAAUCACAUCCCUGUCUUUAAGAAUACAAAAAACAAAUCACUGAAUAACUGACAUCAAGAGACACUGAAAACCAAACAAGAAAAACAAAUUAACCACGGCUCUUUGAUCCUAGUUCUGCCUAAUCAGAGCUAACCUAGGGAUAAACAGUAACAACAAAAAUACAAAUGCAUUCGCACAGAUAUAAGCAAAGCACGCACACACAAACACACACACACGGUCACACCUACGUGUACAACAUUAUACUUACCAACCAGUCUCAGCAGUUUGGUGUUUUGUUCGGAGUAGAACAGCAGGUUGUUCAGCUAAAGGUCCUGCUGUUUCGGUCGAAUCUGACCCAAGCUGAGGCAGAGUGAAAAAGUGUCACAAGACAGGUAAUAACACACAUGCCCCCCCCCACACACACACACUCACACACUUACAUUCUCCUCUCUUUCAUACACUUUCUACCUCCACACACAGAAAAAAUUUCCGUAAUUGUUUCAAUCUCAGUGGGACAUUAAUUAACAUUCUGCUAAGAAAUUAAUUUUCAGGACAUAUAUAUAAACGUGAAUAUUUUUUAAAUUAAUUAUAAUGAACGUUUUGGAUUAUUUUAUAAAACUUCUCCCGUAGAACUAAAACAGAAAUGUAAGAUCUUCUCCAUAUUAACAUUCAUAAUUUACAUUCACUAGUAUAAUAUUGUAAGCUUAGCUUUACAAAUUUACGUUUAUUUCUUUGGUAGAAUAAUUAUGGUAACUGUCAGGUUGAAAUAUUUCACUAUCACCGUUUAAUAUUUAUGUGAAAUUGGCAUUAUCGGCUGAUAGUCGGACGAAAGGAUUCGCAGUACAUCUGUUUACGUUCUCAAAUCUCAAUAAGAUUGACUACUUCUUGCAUAGGGAAGGGUUCGAUUUUAUCUGCGGGACCCUUCUUUACGUGUGUGACCUUGUGCAUAAUCUAUAAUAUUCUUGCCAUCCACAUCUCAAUAAUUUAUUUCAUAAGAUUGAUGUCGCUGUUUGAACUCACCACUUCCCAUACAAGGCGCAUCGGUCGAUUGAAGUUUUGAUUUAUGUUUGCUGAUGACGAAAUAGGAACAGUUGACGCUUUGAUUAAUAAACAGACGACUUGGUGGAUGAGCAAUUUGCGACUCGUUUAAAUUAUAACAAAAAAUAUAUAAUUAUUUAUUCCACCUUCUAGUACGGUAUUCAAGCCAUUUGGUUGAAAUGUUACGAUCAGAAUUGUCAAUUAUUGGAUGAUCUCCUUGACUGGUUUCAAAGUAAAGCAGAAUAUGCGGCUGUCAUUCCCUUUUCAGUGGCAUCAGUGACAUAAACGAAGUGCAUACUACCUAUUUCAUUCUCGUUCACCUUUUAAGACUAUUCAAGAAUUUUACUCUCUUUCACUCUGCUAACGUGGGUCUAAUUUCAGUUAUAUUUUCAUUGUACAACUCGUACAAAUUCAUCUUAGACAUCACUAUAGAAUACUAUUAUUAUGUCUAAGACAUUUAAGAACAUUUUGUGAAUGCUAAAAUUUAUUGGUCACACUUUCUAAAGUGACACAUUUUACAUUAGAUCAUUGUAUUAGUUGUAUUAGUUGUAUUAGUUGAUUUAACAGUAGUAAUCGGCUAUAUUGCCUGCAGACGGUGUUAUUCGUAGAUACCGUUUGCCAUUUAACUAUUAAAAACGUCCGACAAGAUGGAAAUAUUCAGUUUGGUAUCGGAAACGCAACAUUUCCCAAACAAAUUCUACACCUCAAUCUGUUACAAAUGUCAAUAAUUGCUUUUGGUUUAAAAUUAAUCUUUAAAAUGUUUAGAAAAAUUAUUUAUAAUCAAAGCUUCAUUUCACGCAAUUGUAACUUUCAUAAACGCAUGUCCAACAAAUAUACAUCUUAUGCUCUUUAAAUAAAUUAGCAAAAUCUUAAAAAAAUCUGACCUCACUCAGGUAACUUAAUUUUAAAUGAUGUCCUAGAAUAAUAUGUAAUUAUAGACUAAAUACGAAAUAUUUAUGUGUUUCAUUUUUAUUGUUAAUAAAUCUUGUUAUGAUCUGAGUCAGUUCUUUUCAGGUAAAAAUGUGAAGAAAAUAUUAGUGGAGAUUGGAGUCAAAAGGAAGAACAGUCUAACAAAACUUAUAAAUAUUCAAGUAAAAAUAAAUCGCUUAUUGAAUAGUUGCCGUUACUUCAGAAACUGGCUUGUAAAAAGAAAAAAAA
Molecule: messenger RNA, 6812 nt
Organism: Octopus sinensis (East Asian common octopus)
Lineage: Eukaryota; Metazoa; Mollusca; Cephalopoda; Octopoda; Octopodidae
Exons: 10
Coding region: 694-2289 (531 amino acids)
Biological process (GO): protein-phycocyanobilin linkage
Molecular function (GO): lyase activity
Source: RefSeq, a predicted model, not a curated record